Molecule: messenger RNA, 1731 nt
Organism: Micromonas pusilla CCMP1545
Lineage: Eukaryota; Viridiplantae; Chlorophyta; Mamiellophyceae; Mamiellales; Mamiellaceae
Exons: 2
Coding region: 1-1506 (501 amino acids)
Source: RefSeq, a predicted model, not a curated record
AUGCAGGACUCCAUGCACGACACCAUGCACGACUCCAUCCAGGACUCCAUGCACGACUCCAUCCAGGAUUCCAUGCAGGACUCCAUGCACGACUCUGCGAUGGACGCCGCGCCAGACCACGAAAGCUCUCCCCCGGCCUCCGCGGACGAAGGCUGCCACGCGAAGUGCCAUGCGAUCAAACAAGCCGGCGCGUGCGCCGCCGUGGAGUUCGCCGCGUGCAAGUGGGAGGACGAGGACGGCGAAGGCGCCGCGUGCUGGAGCAACGUCGGGAACGACCCGUGCCCGACGUCGUACGAUCACCUUCACGAGCACAAGGAUGAGGAGGAGCCCGCGGAGCCUCCCGCCAAGGAGGAGGAGGAGCCCGCGGAGCCUCCCGCCAAGGAGGAGGAGGAGCCCGCGGAGCCUCCCGCCAAGGAGGAGGAGGCGCACGCGGAGCCUCCCGCCAAGGAGGAGGAGGCGCACGCGGAGCCUCCCGCCAAGGAGGAGGAUUACGCGGAGCCUCCCGCCAAGGAGGAGGAUUACGCGGAGCCUCCCGCCAAGGAGGAGGCGCACUCGAUGGACUCGAUGGACUCGAUGGACUCGAUGGACUCGAUGGACUCGAUGGACUCGAUGCACUCGAUGGACUCGAUGGACUCGAUGGACUCGAUGGACUCGAUGCACUCGAUGGACUCGAUGGACUCGAUGGACUCGAUGGACUCGAUGCACUCGAUGGACUCGAUGGACUCGAUGGACUCGAUGGACUCGAUGGACUCGAUGGACUCGAUGCACUCGAUGGAUACAUCUAUCGACGCCGUGGACGCCGCCGCGAAUGUGACCGACGCUGCGGAUACCGCGGGUGCCGCCGCGAAUGUGACCGACGCCGCGGAUACCGCGGGUGCCGCCGCGGAGGAGAAGCCGCCCGAGAACGCAUCCGUGGACUCGUUGGAUUCCCUUUUGGACGGCGUGGACGACGACGUGGAUACCGCGCACGCCGCCGCGAACGCGACCGCCGCGACGGCUCCCGCGACCGCCGCGACGGCUCCCGCGACCGCCGCGACGGCUCCCGCGACCGCCGCGACGGCUCCCGCGAACGCCGCGACGCUCGCGAAGCAAAUGCAGACGUUUCUCACGAUGGAGGGCCUGACCGACCCGGCGGAGCAAAAGGCGUUCGUCCUCUCGCAUGGCGUCCCGGCGGAUAUUCGCAAGUUCCUCGCCACGAACGAGGUCUCCGAGCUCCCCGCGUACGUCCAGUCGCACCACGGCAUCUCGGAUUUAGACGCGUUCGUCGAGCUCGUGGAGAAGCACGAGGGUCACUCCGAUGACGACGACGCCGCAGCCGACACCGCCGUCACCGCCGACGCCGCCGCCGACGCCGACGCAGCCGACACCGCUGAUAAGAAGCAUCCCAGCAAGACUGAACUCCCCGCUGCCGCCGCGGCAGACUUGGACAAGUUGGACGCAGCAAACGCCGAAUUUGACAAGGCGUUUCAGAAGGCGUCGUCGCCGCCGCCGCUGAUAACUCGGUGAACUUGACCAGGAGCCCUAAACCCGGUAACAACUUAUUCACGAUUGAACUAUAUGAACCCUGUAUAUAUAUACACGGGCGGUGUAUACAUCAUGAGUGAUCGGGUCGCCUCGCGAGCGGGCGGCCGAGGAAGUGUUGUCGUGUGCAGUACUCGUCAGACAACGACGAAAAACGUGUCCUCUAAAUAACGAUGUAUUAUUCUGAAAUUGAACAUAAUAUAUUCACGU